Messenger RNA from Salvelinus namaycush (lake trout), 3615 nucleotides. Its product is annotated as 1-phosphatidylinositol 4,5-bisphosphate phosphodiesterase beta-1-like. Gene Ontology annotation, molecular function: calcium ion binding; calmodulin binding; phosphatidylinositol-4,5-bisphosphate phospholipase C activity. The transcript is spliced from 32 exons. Gene Ontology annotation, cellular component: nuclear speck; cytoplasm. The record is from RefSeq and is a predicted model, not a curated record. Gene Ontology annotation, biological process: memory; lipid catabolic process; phosphatidylinositol-mediated signaling. Lineage: Eukaryota; Metazoa; Chordata; Actinopteri; Salmoniformes; Salmonidae.
AUGGCAGGGGCUCAGCCAGGGACACAUGCUCUGAAGCUCAAACCGCUGACAGUCCCCGACACUCUGAAGAAUGGCAGCUGCUUCAUGAAAUGGGACGAUGAUCUCUCGACAGUGACUCCCAUCACCCUGACUGUGGAUCCACACGGAUACUUUCUUCACUGGACUGAUCAGAACAAGGAGACAGAGUUGUUAGACAUCACCCAUAUAAAGGAUGCCAGAACAGGGAAGAGCACCAAAACACCAAAGGAGGCGAAGCUGCGUGAGCUGCUUGAUGUGGGGAACCUGGUCGGUCGUAUAGAGAACCGUCUGUUGACCGUAGUCACAGGAGCGGACAUGGUCAACAUCACAUACCUCAACUUCAUGGCCCUGCAAGAGGAAGAGGCCACGAAGUGGGCUGAGGAGCUGUUCUCCCUGGCCUCCAACCUGCUGAGUCACAACAUGAACAGAGAAACCAGUCUGGAGAAAGCGUACGUCAGACUGACCUUGCAGCCAAACUCAGAGGGGCGGAUCCCAGUGAAGAACAUUGUCCGCAUGUUCUCAGCAGACAAAAAGAGAGUGGAGACGGCCUUGGAACACUGCAACUUACCCUUUGGACGGAGCAACUCUAUUCCCCUUGAGGACUUCACCCCUGACGUUUACAGAUCUUUCCUCUCCCACCUAUGUCCUCAGCCAGAACUCAGCUCAGUCUUCUCUCAGCAGGGUGCUAAGGGUGCUUACCUGUCUGUGGAUCAGAUGACAGAGUUUAUUAACGAGAGGCAGAGAGAUCCUCGUCUGAAUGAGAUUCUGUAUCCUCCUCUCAGACCCUCUCAGACACAGACCCUGAUGGAGAAAUAUGAAUUCAACCAGAGCCUGCUCAAACAAGGGCUGAUCACAUUGGAGGGGUUCAGCAGAUACCUGGUGUCUGAUGAGAAUGGAGUGAUUCCUCCUGAGAAGCUAGACCAGUCUGAAGACAUGACCUUCCCUCUGUCUCACUACUUCAUCAACUCCUCACACAACACCUACCUCACAGCGGGGCAGCUGGCAGGAAGUUCAUCAGUGGAGAUGUACCGUCAGGUGAUGUUGGCAGGCUGUCGCUGUGUGGAGUUGGACUGUUGGAAAGGACGGACCGCAGAGGAGGAACCAGUCAUCACGCACGGCUUCACCAUGACCUCAGAGAUCUGCUUUAAGGAGGUGAUUGAGGCCAUCGCUGAGUGUGCUUUUAAAACCUCUCCUUUUCCUGUCAUCCUGUCCUUUGAAAACCAUGUGGACUCGCCAAAGCAACAAGCCAAGAUGGCAGAAUACUGUAGGUCAAUUUUUGGAGAUGCACUACUGAUAGACCCACUGGAGAAAUAUCCUCUGGAGUCUGGGGUACCCUUGCCAAGUCCUCAGGAGCUGAUGGGUAAGAUCCUCAUCAAGAACAAGAAAUCCCACAAGCCCCCGGCUGCCCAUGGCAACAAGCAACUGGCAGAGCAUCCAGCCAACCAGGACGCAGCAGAGGAACAGGCAACAGAUGAACCCUCAUCUCCUAGCAACAUCACAGCCGAUUCUUCUCUUCUUUCGGGGGAAAUAGAGGCUGAAGACGAUGACGAUGAUGAUGAUGAUGACUGUAAGAAGACUUCAGAUGAAGGGACAGCAGAGGAACCGGAGGCCGUAGCUACAGAGGAGAUGUCCACUCUGGUCAACUACAUCCAGCCCACCAAGUUCAACUCCUUCGAGGCUUCCAAAAAGGUUAAUCGUAGCUAUCAAAUGUCAUCAUUUGUGGAGACUAAAGCUCUGGAGCACCUCACCAAGUCGCCCGUGGAGUUUGUGGAAUAUAACAAGCAGCAGUUGAGUCGUAUCUACCCUAAAGGCACGAGGGUGGACUCCUCCAACUACAUGCCACAACUCUUCUGGAAUGCUGGCUGCCAGCUGGUGGCACUCAACUUCCAAACGAUAGACCUGUCUAUGCAGUUGAACCUGGGCAUGUAUGAGUACAAUGGGAAGAACGGCUACAGACUGAAACCAGAGUUCAUGAGAAGACCAGACAAACACUUUGACCCGUUCGCUGAGAGCACCGUGGACGGCAUAGUGGCCAACACUGUCAAGGUCAAGAUAAUCUCAGGCCAGUUUCUGAGCGACAAGAAGGUAGGUGUGUACAUAGACCUGGACAUGUUUGGUCUUCCUGUGGACACCAGGAGAAAAGCCCUGAAGACCAAGACGUCCCAGAGCAACGCUAUAAACCCAGUCUGGGACGAAGAACCAAUUAUCUUCAAGAAGGUGGUUCUCCCCACAUUGGCCUCUCUGAGAAUCACUGCGUUUGAGGAAGGAGGAAAGUUCAUAGGUCACCGUAUUAUCCCUGUGCCAGUCAUACUGCCCGGUUAUCGCUACAUCGGCCUGAGGAAUGAGAAGAACCAGUCUUUGAUUCUGCCUGCUGUGUUUGUCUACAUUGAAGUGAAGGACUAUGUCCCAGACACCUUUGCAGAUGUAAUUGAGGCGCUGUCUAACCCCAUCCGGUAUGUGAAUCUCUUGGAGCAGCGGUCCCAACAGCUGGCUGCUCUCACUCUGGAGGAAGGGGAGGAGGAGACCAGCAAAGAGAUUGAGGCUAAUGCUGAUCAACCCGGGCUUGCUGAGCCAAAAGCCAACCUACGAUCUGCUCCUUUGGAGAACGGUCUCAGCCCCAGCCCUACCGUCACACCCAGAACUCUGACUAAUACACCCCAGUCUGCAGCUACAGAACCAACCAAACCAGCGGCGAAGACUGAAAACAUGGUGCAGAGCGUUCUGAUAGAUAUGGAAGCGGCCACACUAGAGGAGCUCAGGCAACACAAGCUGAUAGUGCUGGAGCAGAAGAGACACUACAGGGAGAUGAAGGAUGUGGUAAAGAGACACCAGAAGAAGACUUUGGAGAUGGUGAAGGAACAGACCACCAAGUACAACCAGGCUCAGAACCAACACACACGCAGACACAACGCUCUCCUGAAGACUAAACAACAUGGUAAGACAAGGUAGGUAGGAAGUUUGUCACCCGGAGGGAAGGCUGAACCGAAGCAGUUUGAUGAGGAUGGAGAGGGGCAACUGAGGGAGCUGAGAGAACAACAACAGCAACAGCUACUGGAGUUGAGACAGGAACAAUACUACAGCGAGAAAUACCUCAAACGAGAACACAUCAAACAGAUGAGUGAGAAACUGACUACAGUGACUGAGGAAAGCCAGAACAACCAGAUGAAGAAAUUAAAAGACAUCUGUGACAAAGAAAAGAAAGACCUGAAAAAGAAAAUGGACAAAAGGAGAACAGAGAAAAUCAAAGAAGCUAUGACAAAAGAGAAGCACUUGGUAGAAGAGGGGAAGUUGGAGAUCAACAAAUCAUAUGUGAAUGAAGUGGUACAGAACAUCAAAAGGCUGGAGGAUGCUCAGGCAAAACGCCAAGAGAGACUGGUGAAGCAGCACAAAGACAUCCAGCAGCAAAUUCUUGAUGAGAAACCAAAGCUGCAGGGUGCAGUGGAGGCGGAGUACCAGGAGAAUUUCUGUCUGUUGCCGGGGGAGAUCCAGGACUUCCUGCAGAACAGGAAAGGGGGGGUCAAAGGUCACGUCGUGCCUCGGCCCUCCACCCCCCAUGACAUACUCUCUGAGGAGGAACUAGAGGACCGGAGGAAGUGA